AUGCUUUUUUUAUACUUUUUUCUAGUCUCGUCAGCAAUUCUAGGAAUUGAUGUAGGAGCGGAAAAGCUUAGAGUAGGUUAUAUCAAUCCAGGAAAACCAUUAAUGGUUCUUUCUGAUGAUCUAAAUAAUAGAUAUUUUAGAGAAAUCUUAACAAUUGUGCCAAAAACAGGUAAUACAAUUAAACUUAUCAAUGAAACAAACUUUAGAAAUUACGACUACUAUUUUAAUUCGGAAAGUAAAGCGUUGAAAUAUCCAAAUAAAACUAUCCGCUUUUUCUCAACAUUUUUAGCAAAAAUUCCAUCAAAAGAAUAUUUCAAAAGUUUAUUUGCACGUAAUAUAUAUCCUACUCUCUCUGUAAUUGGAAAUUAUCGACUAACUUACAACGGAAUUCUUCCUGAAGUAUUAUUAUAUCAUGCAUUAGAUAGAAUUAAUCAUACAUUACUAGCACAUGAUCCUCAGAUAGAAGAAGAAGUUACAUAUUUCGCAGUUCCGAAAUUUAUGAUUUCCCAAGAAAGAAAUUCGAUACAAAGCAUUUCACAUAUGCUUAAUUAUACAUCCCAUAUAAUUGAUCAAAGCCAAGCAUUAUCUUUUGCUUUUGCUUACUCCCAUCAUAAUAAAAUUUCUAAAUCAACUCUGCCACUUCGAGUAGCAUUUUUGGAUAUAGGAGAAACGAAUACGCAGAUCACAAUUACAGAAUUUGCUGGCAAAAAAGAAAUAAUUUCAAAAGAAAUUUAUUAUGACUAUAACAACCAAUUAGGAGGAAGAGACAUUGAUGUUAUUAUCUAUAAUAUGUUAAUGAAGAUUUAUCCAUCAAAAGAAAUCACAGAUUCUGAUAAAGAAAAAAUUAUGCAAGAAUCAACGAAAAUAAAGCAUAGAUUAACGACAAAUGAAGAAGCAAUAGGAUUUAUAGAAACUACACCACCUUUUGGAUAUAAUAUUUCAAGGAUUGAAUUCAAUUCCGAAUUAUAUCCGAUAUUAGAAAAAAUCAAGAAGAUGAUUAUCAAAUGUCCUCGUGUAGAUAUUGUACACAUGAUUGGUGGUAGCUCAAGAGUACCUUCUAUUCAAAAUAUUGCUAGAAAUGCGUUCAAAGUCAACAAACUUUCUUUUUCAUUGAAUUCCGAAGAAGCAAUUUGCACAGGAGCAACAUAUUACGGAGCAACAAUGAGUAGUAGCUAUAAAACAACGUUUUCCUUGAAUCAUUCAUCAAUUGAUUUAUAUGAUAAAAUUAAAUUUGUAAAUUCAAGUGGAAAACAGGUUGACAACAUCAAUAAUGUUGGCCAGUACAUGUACGUACUCUCGGAUGCUCAAAUAUUCCCUCAUGGAUCAUCAAGAAUCAUGGCUGAAGGUUUAAUUAGUGAAAAAAGUGAAUUUGUCAAAAAUUCCGACGGUUUGUAUCGUCUUAAAAAUUCAACUAAGAAAGAUCCACAUAAAUGGAAAGAAUACUUCAUUAACCAGCAGCAAUCCAUAUACAAAUAUGUCUUCGAGACCGAAGAAAUUUCAAAAAUGGUUGAUGAAUUAGAAACAUUAAUUUCUACCUCAAAAAUUGCGAUGAAAGACAAAGAAACAAUGAAAGAAAUAUGUACAGAACGCGAGUACAACAAUAUGGAAACAGUUAUAAAUACAACAGAGAAAUGGAUGAUGAAACAAAAGAAAUAUGAAUAUGAUGUUCUUAAAGUGAGAUUGAAUAUGUUUAGAGAUGCAAUUUCAUCUGUAAUGUGUAGAUAUGAAAACAAAAAUAGUCUCGAAACAGUUAUUGAUAAUGCAUAUAAAUCAUUUGAUAAGAUUAAAUUGUUUAUUAAAGAAAAUUGGUCUUCGUCAUCACGAAAAAGAAGACCAUCAAGAAAAGAUAUCAGAUUGUUGUUGGCAAUAAUAUCAGAUACAGAAAUUUGGUUGGAAGAAAGAAAGAGAUUACAAACAAAGCUGUCUUUAUAUGAAAAUCCAACAUUGAAAUGGUAUGUUGUUGCAAUGAAAGUUAAUGUUAUUGUUAAUGAGUUUAAUUCCAUCAAAAACUCAUUGUAUCAUGUAUUAGAUAUCAAAGAACCUUCUUUUGAGAAGGAUCUAGUUUUGAAUAAUGUCAAAGUAUCAAAAUAA
Molecule: messenger RNA, 2091 nt
Organism: Trichomonas vaginalis G3
Lineage: Eukaryota; Parabasalia; Trichomonadida; Trichomonadidae
Product: ATP binding
Exons: 1
Coding region: 1-2091 (696 amino acids)
Biological process (GO): protein folding
Cellular component (GO): nucleus; cytosol
Molecular function (GO): ATP binding; ATP-dependent protein folding chaperone
Source: RefSeq, a predicted model, not a curated record